Cylindrotheca closterium is the source of this 906-nucleotide messenger RNA. The record is from the annotation of a GenBank genome assembly. Lineage: Eukaryota; Bacillariophyta; Bacillariophyceae; Bacillariales; Bacillariaceae.
AUGACUUUUGCAAUCUCCAAACGAUUUACUUCGUCCAAGGUCAAUCCACCAGAUGUACCCAAACCAAGCAAAGUUGAUGCCAAGAUGGAUGCUGAUUCCAGCAUAUGGAACAACCGAGCCGACUUUUUCAACCGCAAACGUUUCCUCGAUCACAACCUAUCCGAACUGGCCGGCAACCUGUCGUCCUUUUUGGUGCUGGCGGCCUACACCAUGACGGAUAUUUUUGCGUUACGUUUGGUCUCCUUAGUGGCCACGUCCCUGGCAUUGGUCUUUCAGUAUUAUCGCAAGAUUCCACUCUGGAUUCCCAUUCGAUGGAAUUUGGUACUGGUCUUGAUCAAUGGCGCCAUGGUGACCAAAUUGCAUUUGGAACGACAACGAGCGGAUUCUAUGACACCCACCAUGCAAGAAUUGUUUGAAAAGGGACACUUUCAACAAAGAGGAUUUUCCAAAGUGGAGUUCUUGCGACUCUACGAAUUGGCGCAAGUGGUCAAAGUGCCACCUGGAACAGUUGUCGUCAAGAAAGGACAGGCCAAACACAGUCUACAAUUUUUGAUUGAGGGAUCGGUCGAUGUGUUGAAAAAUGGCAAAAAGGUGGCGCAGCUGGAACAGUAUAAAUUCAUUGGGGAGAUUUCCCUCUUGGGCCGAAUGCUUCUCAACAAUAUGGACACGGGAGCUUCCGCAGACGUCGUGGUCCGCAAGAACAAGGAUGCCACCUUUUUGGUAUGGGAGUUUGAUGAACUGAUUCCAUAUUUGCAACAAGAUCGACAAGUUUGGAAUGCUCUGGCUUCGUAUUUGAACUAUGAUUUGACGUCCAAGUUGCUGCGGGACGGCAUGAUUCAACGAGCGUCGAGUGCCAAUCAUCCACUGGUGCUCCAGAAGAAACCACUAUUUCCACCACAAACAUGA